Prunus persica (peach) is the source of this 757-nucleotide messenger RNA. RefSeq lists its product as uncharacterized. The transcript is spliced from 3 exons. Bases 75 to 392 code for a protein of 105 amino acids. NCBI's taxonomy places the organism in Eukaryota, Viridiplantae, Streptophyta, Magnoliopsida, Rosales, Rosaceae. The record is from RefSeq and is a predicted model, not a curated record.
UAGCUUCAUGGAAUUGACUCCACGCUCUCCAGCUGUUUGAGAAAUCGAACCUGCGAAACUCCAACCCUGUAAAAAUGAUUCCAAAGCCACUGCGCACCUUGUGCACAGUUGCUGCCGCACUCGUCGGCGGAUUUUUCACACUGAAUUUGGCUUCCACUGCCACUAUUGGAGCGCUUCGGUUGGCCACCGAAUCCAAAAGGAGAAAGAUUGCGCUGCCUUGUGGGGUUUGUAGAGGGAAAGGGUUUUACAUAUGCAAGCUAUGCAAAGGGAAUAAUACCAUUGAAUGGUCGCCUCUGUAUGACCCAAUUGCCAUCAACCCCUGUCUUUGCCCAACCUGCGAUGGAAAUGGGAUACAACGCUGUCUGAAUUGUGUAGGGAAGGGAUACAAUUGAGUUGUGAAAGAGGCAGAAUGUACUUUUUAGUUCUCUAGUUUUUGAUAUCAUAAUCGUGUAAUAUGUCUCGUAUCAUCCAUCCACUAAACCUUGUAUCAAUUAUUAAUUUGUCUUAGCCUUUUGAGAUUAUAAAUCAACAGGAUAACCCCCUCAACAUGCAGUCACUACGUCUAUCAAAAACUGGUUUGAGAUUUGACCUAAUAAGCUUUUGCAAGAAAAGAGAAAAGAGUAGGCCGAGAACACUUGAGAAAUCUAGAUUGUUGUGUGUAUAUGAAAUUAAACUUGUUGAGGGUGAAAUCCUUGAAAGUUGAAACUUGUAUACGAUUGUAAUUUGCAGGAAUUGUACAAGUGCGUAAUUAUAUUUA